UCUAACCUUAGCAAGUGCAACUCACUGUCAGUUAUCCCUCACCCGCUGUGCCACAUGGUAUCUCUCCCCUUCCUCUAUCAAUCUACAUCUGCUUCAGAGAUAUACAAGACUCCAUAUACAGCAGCAGUGAUGGACACCUCCAUGGAGUCACAGUCGCGCUGGUUGUCUCCGGCGUUCCUGCCCCCUGAGGCCUUGGCAGCCUUCUCCUCCGAGUCAGCGUUCCUGCCUCCGCCUGAAGAGGAGCCGUCGUUCUCUGGCGUGGAGUCUGACCUCAGUGUGCUGCCGUCCCUCUUCACCAGCUCAGCCUACAGUCGACACACGGCAUCAUACAGACACAGUCCAGUUCGGCAGGUGUACACCUCCCCUCCCUUCCUGAACAACAUCUCCUGGUUAGAUAGCUCGGCAGGGCAAACUCCGACUCCCUCCUAUCCUCCACCAUCCUCCACCUCCUCUUCCUCCUGGCACAGCAGCCCUUUCUCCAAAGCCUCCUUCCACCCGAGCCAGCACCUCUCCCCAUCGCUCCUCCCCACCGCUGCCUCUCUCUCCUCCCUCAAGUCUCUGAGGAUGGAGCCCCUCGGCCCUGGCCAGGACUUCAAGGAGAACCACCGGCUCCAGGAGUGCGUGAAAGGGGAGAGGCUGACCCCCCAGGAAGGGGCUGAGGAGGCUGCCCGUCUCCACGAUCCCCACCUGGUGGGCCCAGGAACAGCCGGGGGCUAUGGCCACUCGCCACAGUCUCACCAGUACACUCCCACGCACUACACCGCAUACGUGACUUCUCCACAAGACCACAGCAGCACUGCUAUGUACCUGCCUUCCUCCUUCUCCCCCAAAAUGCGCAACAAGAUGGCCUUCUACCCUCCAGAGGCAAGGGAGUGUGUGAAUUGCGGGGCCACUGCCACCCCACUCUGGAGGCGAGAUGGUACCGGCCACUACCUCUGCAAUGCCUGCGGACUGUACCACAAAAUGAAUGGACAGAACCGACCUCUCAUUCGACCCAAGAAGAGACUGGUUGUGAGCAAGAGGGUGGGCACUCAGUGUGCCAACUGCCUCACCAGCACCACAACCCUGUGGAGACGCAAUGCCAGCGGCGAACCGGUAUGCAACGCCUGUGGCCUCUACUUCAAACUCCACAAUGUGAACAGACCUCUGACCAUGAAAAAGGAUGGAAUCCAGACACGCAACCGCAAAGUGUCCAGCAACAGCAGGAAGGUCAAGCGAGGCUGCCUGUCCGAGACGGACUUCUACGCCCACCUAUCCAGGGGCCCGGUUUCCGAGCAACACACAGACUCCUACUCACUGGGCCCUGCCCCUUUCCUAUCCUACAACCACUCGUCGCACAUCAUCCCCUCCCCCCCACCCUCCCUGCACCCCGCGGUCUCCCUGCCUUACCCCUACCAUCCCAACACUACUCUGCUGCCUACGCUCGUGGGAGGGGCCAGGGUAUGAUAACCUGAUGAGGAUGAGACAGCCACAGUUCUGUGUUUGUGGUGUGUGUGCAUAUAUACCCUUACUGGCGAGUUGGUGAUGCUCUUGUGGAUCAGAUAUUACUGCAAUUAUAUUUAUUGUUUUUUUUUUUUUUUUAGUUGUUGCUGUUUUUGUUGGAUGGAUGGUUUUUUGGACGAAAAAUAAACCUUACU
Messenger RNA from Sardina pilchardus (European sardine), 1637 nucleotides. RefSeq names its product GATA binding protein 1b (gene gata1b). The transcript is spliced from 6 exons. Gene Ontology annotation, molecular function: RNA polymerase II cis-regulatory region sequence-specific DNA binding; DNA-binding transcription factor activity, RNA polymerase II-specific; zinc ion binding. Bases 55 to 1446 code for a protein of 463 amino acids. Lineage: Eukaryota; Metazoa; Chordata; Actinopteri; Clupeiformes; Clupeidae. Gene Ontology annotation, biological process: negative regulation of transcription by RNA polymerase II; positive regulation of transcription by RNA polymerase II; cell fate commitment. The record is from RefSeq and is a predicted model, not a curated record.